GCUCAGGAGGAAACGCACGCUGGUCUUUGAACAGCUGAUUGGCUCCUGUUUUGGCGACCCCACUCUGAGAAAAAAAAGGAAUCCAUCCCAAAAUGAACUUGUCGUACUUGGUGGCUUGUGGACUUUUGGUGACGCUGCUUUCAGUGAGGAUUGGAGCGAAACCUUUAUCUCAAGCGCAGCAGAAGUCCUUAAGAAGUUUGCUUGGAGAGGAGCUGGCCGAGUUUCUGGAGUCUGAGGAGAGGGACCGGCGGAUAGAAGCUGUGCGCUCUCGGAUACGGUUACUGCGUGAUUUACGCAUGGACACCCGGGCCAGAGGGAUGUGGGCUCGACUCCUCAACGACCAACCCACACCGAGGAGGCAUAAACCUGGCACCAAGAAAGGUGCCUCGUCGUCGAGGAGCGGCUGCUUUGGACACAAGAUGGACAGAAUAGGAACCAUCAGUGGGAUGGGCUGCUAGUGUUGGUGGCAGUUGUGGGAUGAUUUCUGGACGAUAGGUCAGAACAACAUCGGUUUGUUCUCACCUGAGGGGGAAAACUCACCGGAUUUUCGGUACGAAAGUCACCAUGACCAGCAUAAACAGAGACUGAGAUGACAACGCUACAGCUCCCCUCAUACACAUGCAGUAUAUACGACGAAUAUGCAGGCGCACAUACAUAUGUGUACCUAACAACACCAGAUGCUCACCACAUGCCGAACGACGACGUAAAAAUAACAAAAAAAACAAAACUGCAAUGCUGUAAAUUGUUGCUGCUGCUGCUGUACAUCCAUGUACUUCAUCUUCCCCUGCAUAAAUGUAUUUAUGUUUAAAAAAUACUAUUUAUAUGUUUAUAAAAAAGAGAUAUUUAUAAAUAUGAGUUUUAUUUAUGUAACAUUUUGAAAAUGGAUGCAAAA
Synchiropus splendidus (mandarinfish) is the source of this 892-nucleotide messenger RNA. It is a transcript of the gene nppc, whose product is annotated as natriuretic peptide C. Gene Ontology annotation, biological process: receptor guanylyl cyclase signaling pathway; cGMP biosynthetic process. Lineage: Eukaryota; Metazoa; Chordata; Actinopteri; Syngnathiformes; Callionymidae. Gene Ontology annotation, cellular component: extracellular region. Gene Ontology annotation, molecular function: hormone activity; hormone receptor binding. The transcript is spliced from 3 exons. Bases 93 to 458 code for a protein of 121 amino acids. The record is from RefSeq and is a predicted model, not a curated record.